UACACGCAGCACAUCACCGCCUUCAUAGGAGUCAGUUUUUCCGUCGCCUUCAUCACAGCACCCCUGCUUAUCUUCGCCAUACUCAGAACGAAUACGCUUGCGGAAUGGUCGAAAGUGUUCAUGCUCUCGGCUGCGGUAAUCGCCAUCUCUUCUGUGGUGUUUGCCAUUUUUGGCCGUGGACGUGCUUCAACUUGGGCGGCGGCAUCGUGGGAUCCGCUGAUGUCGACGAAGAUGAGGAAUCUGCAGCCAAUUGACUUUAGCCAGGAUGAAUGCGGUCUUCUACGAAUUGCGUCUAAUCGAUCCGAACAA
This is a messenger RNA of Cooperia oncophora, 309 nucleotides long. The record is from the annotation of a GenBank genome assembly. Lineage: Eukaryota; Metazoa; Nematoda; Chromadorea; Rhabditida; Trichostrongylidae.